Molecule: messenger RNA, 1605 nt
Organism: Spodoptera frugiperda (fall armyworm)
Lineage: Eukaryota; Metazoa; Arthropoda; Insecta; Lepidoptera; Noctuidae
Product: peripherin-2-like
Exons: 6
Coding region: 153-1208 (351 amino acids)
Cellular component (GO): membrane
Source: RefSeq, a predicted model, not a curated record
AUCAUAGGGUAUGAAGUCGAUGCACCGUGGAUAUUAUUGCACCCGACUCCCUAUACUUAUUAUACUCUUUGCCACUUAUUGUCAUUGACAUUCCUUGACAUAAUUAUUGCGUUUGUAAAUACAAAGUUUUGAACAAGAAAUAGUCAAAUAAAAUGUUUUUAACAUGGGCAUCUUUCAACAAUAUAAGGAUGCUUAUGAUGGCUUGCAUGCCUGUUGUAAUAUUCUACUUAAUAUGGCUAGUCAAUACAUCGGAAGGGAUUCGAAGUGAAGAGGGCACCCUAUUGGAUCUCGUCUGUUGGCCAGAUGGCAAUGCUAUACCUGUUAUUAUAGCUUGUGGCUCUAUUAUUGCAGUUGUUAUAGAGCUGUAUGGUUUAUACCAGUUAUUCAAAGCUGGAUUACCAAAAAGAGAAUAUGACGUCACUAACGGACUGUUCUACUACGUUUGGGCCCUUAUCAUAAUGAUCAUCAUUUUCUUGGCAAUCAUGUUCUAUUCUGGACUACAAUCGACUAUAAUAAGAGCCAAAAUAAAAGGUGGUAUAACAAAAGCCAUGCUGAGAUAUUCAAGUCACCUGCCGUCAAAGGUGGCCAUAGACCGAUUGCAGACCAGAUUCCAUUGCUGCGGCCGAGUCAACUUCCAGGAGUGGUUCUUUAUACCGUGGUACAUGAACGGGGAGAAUAUUGAUUCAAAGACUUUUUCAAACCACAAGUUCGUAUCGGACAACGUCCCGUACAGCUGCUGCUCCACAGAAGAACUCUACCCCUGCAUACACCAUGGAGUCACACAGAUGGGCACUAUAUACAAGUACAACCCUGCGACACAAUUGACAAUAUGGAACGCAGGUUGUGAGGAGAAACUAAUCAGCGAAAUGAUGACCGUCUCGUGGCGGUUCAAUGCUGUUAUGGCGCUAAUUAUAAUUGCGAUGAUAAUGCAAGUGGUCGCAGUGCGCUACCUCCACACAGCUUAUAGAAGCGGUUUGCACGUCGGCAACCAGAUCACUUGCAAAGCGUAUCUUCUACGCUCCUUGACAGACACGGAGCCUCUGAAGGACCAAUCUAGAAAGAAAGUGUUCAAGAAGAGAAAGUUUCGACAAGCUAGGACUUUACAUUGGGUAUCCGUAUCGUAUAGACGAGGGAAGAAAAGAUAUUUGACGUCAUCCGGGUCUGACAUCAACAGCUCUGAUGAAUUGUUGAAGCCGAUUUAUGAAUAGAUUAAGAGAACGAUCUUGAUAAGAUGUAAAUGGUUAAGUUUAGAUGUUGGACGAUAGCAAAUCCUUGUGAAGAAAUCGGACAAGAAAGAAGAAUUUGAUUUUGAAAGCAAUGAAAACAUGCGGAUAGUAUCAGCUUCUUUUUGCCAGUUAAAAAUGUUGAUGAGUCAAUUUCUAGAGAUAGAGGAACAUACUGCUGCAGAUGGUCAAACUUGGGUGUCACAACAAAUCAGUUUUUUUAUGAAAGAAGCCGGUAAACGAGCUGACGAAUCACCUGAUACUAAGAAAUCACCGUCGUCAAUGGACACCCGAAACACCAGAGGCGUUUUUGGGGUUUGGAAUUUAAGGGUUGUUAGGGAAGUUGGGAAGAGAGUAGGGGUAGAAGUUACUUGUCUGUCCC